Molecule: messenger RNA, 2023 nt
Organism: Tarenaya hassleriana
Lineage: Eukaryota; Viridiplantae; Streptophyta; Magnoliopsida; Brassicales; Cleomaceae
Product: double-stranded RNA-binding protein 3-like
Exons: 3
Coding region: 319-1599 (426 amino acids)
Molecular function (GO): double-stranded RNA binding
Source: RefSeq, a predicted model, not a curated record
UGUACGCAGUUACAUAUGGGUAUAUAUAUAUAUGUGUGUGUGUGUGUGGAGUGCUGAGACAAUACUCAAUUGAAAUGUCACUGUUAACGUCCCUCUUCUCCCCUUUAUGAGGAACCUUUCUUGGGUUAAAACCACCAUGUGAAGGUCCUUUCUUUAUUCUUGGGAAAGAAUAAAAGCUCUACAACUCUCAUAACUCUCCUUUUAUCUGUUCACCCCUUCCUCUAUCCCUCUUCUCCCCUUUCGGGUUACAUUUGGUGCUUUCUUUGUGGAAUUAUCUCUCUCUCUCUCUCUCUCUCUCUGUGUUGGUGAUACAGCACAAUGUAUAAGAAUCAACUGCAAGAGCUUGCACAGAGAAGCUGCUUUAACCUCCCUUCAUAUACCUGCAUAAGAGAAGGCCCAGAUCAUGCCCCAAGAUUCAAAGCUUCAGUGAACUUCAAUGGGGAGAUAUUUGAAAGUCCCACUUACUGUUCCACUCUCCGACAAGCGGAGCAUGCAGCUGCAGAAGUUGCCCUUAAUUCUCUUUCUUCCAGAGGCCCUUCAAGGUUUCUAACCGCCAGGGUUCUUGACGAGACUGGGAUCUACAAGAAUCUGCUUCAAGAAACAGCCCACAGAGCUGGUCUUGAUUUGCCAGUGUACACAAACGUGAGAUCAGGUCCUGGUCACACUCCAACGUUCUCUUGUACCGUGGAGCUCGCCGGCAUGAGUUUCACGGGUGAACCUGCAAAAACAAAGAAGCAAGCUGAGAAGAAUGCUGCAAUUGCAGCUUGGUCUGCCUUGAAGAAAAUGCGAGGUUUGGACUCUCUGGCAGAGAAGGAAGGUGAAGAGAAGGAACAGGAAGUAGUGGCAAGAGUUCUCUCGAGUUUUAGACCCAAGGAAGUGAAAAGAAGGGAGCCACACCAAUCAAGGAGAAGAACACUCACACGAAGUCACAGAGACACAAACAGUGAUUUGUUGAGUGGGAAACUGAGGUUGAUCAAUCUGUUGAGCAAUAGCCAUGAAGCUUCAUCGUCACAGAAACACCAUCAAACGAGUUUCAUCUCUCAAAUUCCACCGCCAAAAUCAUCCAGAAUCCUGCCAAACAAUUCCUCAAGAGUCCUAUCUUCAGUUAAACCCUUCCAACAACAAUCCAGAGAGGAAUCACAAGAGAAGUUUCAAGAAUGUGUGGAGAAAGGGCACCUUGCUAAGACAGAAAUGAUCAUCAAGUCGCUUCCUUUGCCCACGGCUCAAAAUAACACCACAACAAAUGAUUCACCGACCCAUAGAAGCAGCUACAGUAAGCUCUUGCCCUUUUCCGACAAGGCAACAACUGCAGAGGUUUUCUACAAAAGCAGAGGAUUGUACACAGGAGGGUUUAGCUUAAACCCUCAUAGAAUGGCUCCAGCCGUUCAAAUCAGAUCAGUGAUUCCGGUUUGUGCAGCUCCACCGCCACAACCAGCGAAGCCAAACCCUAACCCAUCAUCAUCAUCGCCAUCAGUCAACGAAUCCGCAUCCCUUCGUCAUCGUUCUGCUACCGGUAGUGCCAUUAGCUGCGAGAUGAGCAAACUAGGUUUUCAAACAAAAUCCAGAUUAGGCGAAAAAUCUGAUCAGACCCAUGAUUAGUUUAGCCAAGAUUAUUAAUGGGUUACAUGCAGAUUAUCCACUUGUUCGGAUGUUCUACCAUGAGACAAUAAAAAAAAGACAUAUGGGUAGUGUCUGUCUGUUUCAUCGUGUUCUUGUCUUUCGAGUUUGAAUUUUACGGCCUGACAUGAAUUCAAUGCCCUGAACUGCACGAAGACCAGAGAGAGAGAGCAUUAAAUGGAGGAAGAGAAGACGAUGGCAUUGGCAGUGAUGAAAUAAAAGCGUUUUAAUGGCUUUUGUCUUCGACAUUAAUGGCGCCGAUUGCUCUGCUUCUCCUUCCCACUCUCUCAUUUAAUGGCUUUUGAUUCUUUAUUAUGAAACUUUUACGUCUGAAAUAUGACGUUUCGGAAUUUGUAAUUAACGAAACAAACGUAACUGAAAACCAUCGUCCAUGGAGUUUUCUGCU